AUUCAUUAUUAGUACAUAAUUUUUUUGUCAGUGUGACAUUUUUUAAAUAUUAUUUUGUUAUAUGGAACACAGAUUCGAGUACCCUCAAAAAUCUAAAUAUUGCAACAAAGUACUCAUAGGCCCUUGGGUUCAGGAUCGAGACAAUGCCAUUUUGCUACCACCACAAACUUACAAACAUUCAACAACUUAUACAGAACAUUUCGCUCCAAAACAAAGCACAAAAAUUAGCGCAAAUACCGUUUGGGAUAAAAUUUUAAAAGCAGAGGAGACUUGUAUUCUUUGUGAAUCUAGUAAAAGCGAGCAACCCAGUUAUUUCGAAAAUUUUACAACUAUGUACGACUUGACUUACAACUAUUUUCCCAAGUGUUUUAACAGUCAUAUACCUCGAAAAUGGCAUCUAAUGCGAGGUAUGCACAGCCCUUCAGAUGAAUAUCUGCCAACCUUUGGUAACUUGUCAAAACGUGGAAUUCUGGAAUACAAAAAACAACAGUGGAAAUGCGACUUUGGGUGUAAUAAGCGCGAGUGUACCAGUUACACAGAACAGUUUCGACCUCCAAAACCUGAAGAUUACCCUGCAAGAGUUCCCCUUCCUCUCUGGAAUUCGGCUAAACUAGAUGAGAUCAAUGAAUGUCAGAUUAAACUACAACUUAAACAACAUGGUGUCAGAUUUUGUGAAAAAUAUGAGGAUCCCUCGGAAAGAAGGAAAAAGUAUUGUGAUCCAAUCAUCUGGAAGUGUUCACCAGACAUGGCCAUAGAAGAUAAGAGAAGGUGUAUUGAUACAGUACUACACAAUGGAAAUGACCAAUCUGCCCUUCAAGCGUAAAAUUGCGAACUCAAUUUUAAAUAAAAUCUGUAUUCUAUAUA
This is a messenger RNA of Zophobas morio, 864 nucleotides long. RefSeq lists its product as uncharacterized. NCBI's taxonomy places the organism in Eukaryota, Metazoa, Arthropoda, Insecta, Coleoptera, Tenebrionidae. The transcript is spliced from 5 exons. The record is from RefSeq and is a predicted model, not a curated record. Bases 62 to 823 code for a protein of 253 amino acids.